Otolemur garnettii (small-eared galago) is the source of this 5245-nucleotide messenger RNA. RefSeq names its product pleckstrin homology like domain family B member 1 (gene PHLDB1). Gene Ontology annotation, biological process: regulation of microtubule cytoskeleton organization. Lineage: Eukaryota; Metazoa; Chordata; Mammalia; Primates; Galagidae. The transcript has 25 exons. Bases 436 to 4581 code for a protein of 1381 amino acids. Gene Ontology annotation, molecular function: protein binding. The record is from RefSeq and is a predicted model, not a curated record. Gene Ontology annotation, cellular component: basal cortex.
CGGGCUCCCAGGGAAAAGCAACGGUGUCCUCCUGAGCCUGAGGCCACCACGGCCGAGCUCGGCAAAGGGGCCGGUGUACCCCUUUCCCCUCGAGGUCACCUAGGAGAUGGCUGGAAGAGAAAGUGGAGGGACAUCCUGCCUUCCUGGGUCUGCCGCCUCACCCCUUCACCACCCUCUUCUCAACUUUGCCUAAUAACAUUUCAGCAGCCAAUGGGAAGUUUCUCACCUUAGCAAGUUGACACGGGUUAGGCAUAAAACAUCCUACUAAGACCCCUGGGAAAAAGAGCCAAAGGGAGAAGAGAAGAAAAGGUCUGGGAGGGAACUUCUGUUUUAGCCCUGCCACCUGCCUGGAGGCCCUCUGUCUACUAGUGUUCCCAAGGGGCUUCUUCCCUGGAUUCUGCUUUACCCACUAAGGUGCUCUGGAGCCCUAGGACCAUGGACACUCUCAACAGGAACCAGGUAGGACCUGGAUGCAAGACCCAGGCCAUGGUACAGAAAGGACCCUUGGACUUGAUUGAGACAGGCAAAGGGCUAAAAGUACAAACGGACAAACCCCAUCUGGUGAGCCUGGGCAGUGGGCGACUCAGCACUGCCAUCACCCUGCUGCCAUUGGAGGAAGGAAGGACAGUGAUUGGCUCUGCAGCCAGAGACAUCUCACUGCAAGGGCCAGGCCUGGCUCCAGAGCACUGCUACAUUGAGAACCUGCGGGGCACCCUCACCCUCUACCCUUGUGGCAAUGCCUGCACUAUUGAUGGGCUCCCUGUCCGACAGCCCACACGGCUCACUCAGGGCUGCAUGUUGUGCCUGGGUCAGUCCACUUUCCUCCGCUUUAACCACCCGGCUGAAGCCAAGUGGAUGAAGAGCAUGAUUCCAGCAGGGGGCCGGGCCCCUGGGCACCCCUACAGCCCUGGCCCUGUGGAAUCAGAGAGUCUGGUGAAUGGGAACCACACGCCACAGCCUGCAACCCGGGGACCUGCGGCCUGUGCCAGCCACAGUUCCCUGGUGAGCUCUAUUGAGAAAGACUUGCAGGAGAUCAUGGACUCUCUGGUGCUAGAGGAGCCUGGAGCUGGUGGCAAGAAGCCUGCUGCAACCUCUCCAUUGUCGCCCAUGGCUAAUGGAGGGCGCUACCUGCUGUCCCCUCCAACCAGCCCUGGUGCCAUGUCUGUGGGUUCCAGCUAUGAGAACACCUCUCCAGCCUUCUCUCCACUCUCCUCACCAGCCAGCAGUGGAAGCUGUGCCAGUCACUCACCUAGUGGGCAGGAGCCAGGACCUUCUGUGCCUCCGCUGGUGCCCGCCCGUUCCUCCAGCUACCAUCUGGCUCUGCAACCCCCACAGUCCCGCCCAAGUGGUACACGCUCCUCUGAGAGCCCUCGGUUGGGCAGGAAAGGGGGUCAUGAGCGGCCUCCAAGCCCUGGCCUCCGUGGUCUGCUGACAGACAGUCCUGCAGCUACUGUCUUGGCAGAGGCCCGCAGAGCUACCGAGAGCCCCCGGCUGGGUGGGCAGCUGCCUGUGGUGGCUAUUAGCCUGAGUGAAUACCCAGCUUCCGGUGCUCGCAGCCAACCCACCAGCAUUCCUGGCAGCCCCAAGUUCCAGUCUCCAGUCCCUGCUCCCCGCAACAAGAUUGGCACACUCCAGGACCGCCCUCCUAGCCCUUUCCGUGAGCCUCCAGGCACUGACCGGGUGCUGACAACCAGCCCUUCACGCCAACUGGUGGGCCGGACAUUUUCAGAUGGGUUAGCCACCCGCAACUUGCAGCCUCCUGAGAGUCCCCGCAUGGGUCGGCGGGGCCUGGAUAGUAUGCGAGAACUCCCUCCAUUGAGCCCAUCUCUGUCCCGACGAGCUCUCUCCCCACUGCCCACCCGGACCACCCCAGAUCCCAAACUAACCAGGGAAGUGGCAGACAGUCCUCGGCCCCGGCGCUGGGGAGCUCAGGGGGCUUCACCAGAAGACUUCUCCCUGACACUGGGGGCACGGGGCCAUAGGACAAGGAGCCCCUCACCCACAUUGGGGGAGUCUCUGGGUCCCCGCAAGGGCAGCUUCAGUGGCAGGCUGAGCCCAGCCUACAGUCUGGGUUCUCUCACUGGGGCUUCGCCCCGCCAGAGCCCCUGUGCCCAGAGGAAGCUCUCCAGUGGGGACUUGCGGGUGCCAAUCACGCGGGAGCGGAAAAACAGCAUCACAGAGAUCAGUGACAACGAGGAUGACCUCCUGGAGUAUCACCGGCGGCAGCGCCAAGAGCGGCUCCGGGAGCAGGAGAUGGAGAGGCUGGAACGCCAGCGCCUGGAGACCAUCCUGAACCUGUGUGCCGAGUACAGCCGGGCUGAUGGUGGACCUGAAGGUGGGGAGCUGCCCAGUAUUGGGGAGGCCACUGCAGCAUUGGCGCUGGCAGGCCGGAGGCCCUCACGAGGCCUUGCAGGGGCCACUGGGCCUUCUGGGCGGAGCAGCGAGGAGCCUGGAGGUGCCACCCAACGCCUGUGGGAGAGUGUGGAGCGCUCAGAUGAGGAAAAUCUCAAGGAGGAGUGCAGCAGCACAGAAAGCACCCAGCAGGAGCAUGAAGAUUCACCUAGCUCCAAGCUGCAGGGAGAGGUGCUGGUCCUGGAGGAGGAGCGGGCUCUGGUCCUGGGGCGUGUGGAGAAGCUCAAAGUUCGCGUGAAGGAGUUAGAGCAGCAGCUACAGGAAUCAGCCCGAGAGGCUGAAAUGGAGCGGGCACUGCUGCAGGGGGAGAGGGAGGCCGAGCGAGCCCUGCUGCAGAAGGAGCAGAAGGCAGUGGAGCAGCUGCAGGAGAAGCUGGUGGCCUUGGAGACUGGCAUCCAGAAGGAGAGGGACAAGGAGAGGGCGGAGCUGGCCGCGGGACGGAGGCACCUGGAGGCCCGCCAGGCGCUCUACGCCGAGCUCCAGACGCAGCUCGAUAACUGCCCCGAGUCAGUGCGGGAACAGUUACAGGAGCAGCUGAGAAGGGAGGCAGAGGCCCUGGAGACAGAGACAAAACUCUUUGAGGACUUGGAGUUCCAGCAGCUGGAGCGGGAGAGCCGCGUGGAGGAGGAACGCGAGCUGGCUGGCCAGGGGCUGCUCCGGAGCAAGGCUGAGCUUCUGCGCAGCAUCGCCAAGAGGAAGGAGCGCCUGGCAGUCCUGGACAGUCAGGCCGGGCAGAUCCGGGCCCAGGCCGUGCAAGAGUCGGAGCGCCUGGCCCGUGACAAGAAUGCCUCCCUGCAGUUAUUACAAAAGGAGAAAGAGAAACUGACCGUGCUGGAAAGGAGAUACCACUCACUCACAGGGGGCAGGCCUUUCCCGAAGACCACAUCGACCCUCAAAGAGGUUUACCGCUCCAAAAUGGAUGGCGAGGCCACUAGCCCUCUGCCCCGGACCCGCAGUGGCCCCCUCCCCUCCUCCUCUGGCUCUUCUUCCUCCUCUUCCCAGCUCAGCGUGGCUACCCUGGGCCGUAGCCCCUCCCCAAAGAGUGCGCUGCUCACCCAGAAUGGCACGGGCAGUCUUCCACGCAACCUGGCAGCUACGCUGCAGGACAUUGAGACCAAGCGCCAAUUGGCUCUGCAGCAGAAGGUCAAGUCGCUUCCCGCCGAGCCCCUCCCAACUGACGACCCAGCAGGCCAGCAGGUGAUUGAAGAGCAACGGCGGCGACUGGCUGAGCUGAAGCAGAAAGCAGCAGCCGAGGCACAGUGCCAGUGGGAUGCCCUGCAUGGGGCUGCGCCCUUCCCGGCGGGCCCCUCGGGCUUUCCCCCACUCAUGCACCACUCCAUCCUACACCACCUGCCGGCUGGGCGGGAGCGUGGGGAGGAGGGCGAGCACGCCUAUGAUACGCUGAGCCUGGAGAGCUCCGACAGCAUGGAGACCAGCAUCUCCACGGGGGGCAACUCAGCCUGCUCCCCCGACAACAUGUCCAGUGCCAGUGGUCUGGAUAUGGGGAAGAUCGAGGAGAUGGAGAAGAUGCUGAAAGAGGCUCAUGCGGAAAAGAGCCGGCUCAUGGAGUCGAGGGAGCGGGAGAUGGAGCUGCGGCGGCAGGCCUUGGAGGAAGAGCGGCGGAGGCGUGAGCAGGUGGAACGGAGGCUGCAAAGUGAGAGUGCCCGGAGGCAGCAGCUGGUGGAGAAAGAGGUCAAGAUGCGAGAGAAACAGUUUUCCCAGGCACGACCCCUGACCCGCUACCUGCCAAUCCGGAAGGAAGACUUUGACCUGAAGACCCACAUUGAGUCAUCAGGUCACGGUGUGGAUACCUGCCUGCACGUGGUGCUCAGCAGUAAGGUCUGCCGUGGCUACUUGGUCAAGAUGGGUGGCAAGAUUAAAUCAUGGAAGAAGCGCUGGUUUGUCUUCGACCGCCUCAAGCGAACCCUUUCCUAUUAUGUGGACAAGCACGAGACGAAGCUGAAGGGGGUCAUCUAUUUCCAGGCCAUUGAGGAGGUGUACUAUGACCACCUGCGCAGUGCAGCCAAGAGCCCAAACCCAGCCCUCACCUUCUGCGUGAAGACCCAUGACCGGCUGUACUACAUGGUGGCCCCAUCUGCAGAAGCCAUGCGCAUCUGGAUGGAUGUCAUCGUCACAGGGGCUGAGGGCUACACCCAGUUCAUGAACUGACCGCCAUGAGCCUUCGGGACCCUCAGGCUGGCUGCAGGACCCAUGCCUGGCCACCUGCUGCUCUGCUUGCCCGAGAGACAGAGUCCUGUGCCAGGCCUCAGGGCUCACAGGCGCGGGGCAGAACGCCUCUGGGGCUUUUGUACAAGACUUUGUAAUACUGCGUACGAAGCUCAGUCCUGUGAGCUUGUGGGCUCUGGCCCCCUGAAGAAUCAGUUGGAAGAUAAAAAGUGGGGAGGGGGCUCUGCUGCCUCCUGAGAGCCCAGAACUUGCAAUAACUCUUCAGGGUCCUGCACUGGGCUGGCCAGGCCGAGGAGCUAUCACAGAGUGGGCCUCUUGGCUUUGACCUGGAGCCUGCUCUGCCCUCCCCAGCCUGUUUUCUCUUUUGUAAAGGACAAAUUAUGGUACCAUAAUCUGCCAAAGAUCCCUCUUGCCUCAGCCCCCUUUGCAGGGGCCUUGGGAGCAGAGCAGAGCCACAUCCCCAGUGGGAUACUUGUAACAGCUCAGGCGGCUCCUUCUCAACCCCGCUCUGCCCCUUAUUCUCCUUUCCUUUAUACUUUUUAUUACUUUGCUCAAGGGCUAGAGAUCUCAAGCAUCAUCCUUGAGGUCCCAGUCCCAUCCCCUUGUUGCAGAACCAUCACCACGGUCACCAUAGUGACUGCUUUGU